AUGCUAGAGACAACAGCUGAUAACCCUGUAAAAGGUUCGAAGCCAAGGACAGAUGCCCAUUUUCGUUUCCUCGACUUACCAUAUGAGCUUCGUAGCAAGAUCAUCAAGUACGCCAUCCGCUCUACAUACUCUACACACGAGCUCGAGGCAUGGCAAAAACUUCGAUACAAUGGAUAUCGCACGGGACGGGAGAUAGAGCCAAAGGACUUCACUAUCAGUUCUACUGGUCUCAAAUGCCAUUCUAUGACAUCGUUCAGUUUUGCUUGUGUGAAUAAGCAACUUCGGCAUGAGGCACUCAACAUCAUCUAUCGGAAUGCGACUGUUUGCGUUCAUGUACACAUCCCCAGAUACGGACCAUUCAGCACAAUUCCGAAAGACAUAUCCAAAACCUAUCGCAUUCUUUGCGGGUAUUCGAUGCUAUUGGAACUGGCACGCGAUAUCACUUUUAUCGUUGACCCACAGCCUGUACGGAGCCAGACAUUGGAGCACAAACUUUGCUCUGCCUUGGACGCAAUAUUUGGGUACAACAGAAAUAUUCUUUGGGGUCUGUUCUUUCUCCUAUGCAUCAUACUUCCACUUGCCUAUGUCGCUCAACUGGCUGGACGGCUUUCCGGUAUUAUGCCUUUUCAAGGAAAACGACAUAGUGAUCUUCAAGCUCUUAUUGAUCUUCUGGUGCAGGCGCCCGGGAGUGAUGCACACUUGAAGCUCAUUAUAUAUCUGGAAGAUUUGCAUCUGCAAGAUCUCGCAAUUGUCCUCCGUUUAUUGAACUUGCGAUGGGGGCCCACCACGUUGGAGGAGGUUUGGUUUGCCUGGCACUAUUCUUAUGAAAUGGUCCGACAGUAUACUAAAGAAGAGUAUGACAAACACUACAAGAAUUUAGUGAUGACUGCUGCGGAGCAAGCUGGAUGCCUGGAGAUUCUCGGUAUUCCUGCGGAAUUUGACGUUGAAGAGACACACCGGGAGGAUGUUCGUGGCACUCAGCACGUCGGGAGGAGCCGAAGAACCUGGAUAGAGAAUAACAAUGUUGAGGUAGUGAUAGAGUGA
This is a messenger RNA of Penicillium riverlandense, 1044 nucleotides long. RefSeq lists its product as uncharacterized. The record is from RefSeq and is a predicted model, not a curated record. The transcript has a single exon. Bases 1 to 1044 code for a protein of 347 amino acids. NCBI's taxonomy places the organism in Eukaryota, Fungi, Ascomycota, Eurotiomycetes, Eurotiales, Aspergillaceae.